AUGACGAACCUUCUCAAAGAUUCGAUGGACAACAUCUUUAUUUCAUCAGCAGAUAUUUUGGAUAAGCUGACAUACAAGCUUUCUUCAGCAACUACAAGCACGGUAAUUCCACACAACAAUGACAGCUUGUUGAAGCCACUCACAGAUGUUCUUAAGAGCGAUUUCGAGGCGUACAAUCGGGUGUUGGACAACUACAAUCUAGAACUUCUGGGAGCAGAGUCGAUGCUCACUUAUAUGAAAGUUAAGAUGAAGAAAGAGGCGGAACUGCAGCAGAAGAUGGAAACUGAGCGUGUGAAGAAGGAGAAGGAGGAGGCUAAGAGGAAAGCGGCAGUUAAGGCAAAACAGGAGGCCGAGAAGAAAAGAAACGAAGAGGCUGCUGCUGCUGCUGCGAAAAAGCAACUUGAAGGGCAGAAAAAGCAGCAAGAAAUGGCAGCAGCAAAGAAAUUUUCUGGAAAUAACGAUGACUUCAUGCUUGAUCUUGAUCUCGAUGGAUUUAAUCUCGACCAGCAGGGGCAGGCAGACAAUGCAAUGCUUCAAUUUGACGGUUAUACUGCGGCACAACAGAAACCGGCGGGAAGUAUGGGUGUUCCGCCGGCGGAAAGUAUGGGUGUCCAGCCGGCGGGUCAAUCGUCAGAAAAUGCUCUAAACGGCAAUUCAAACGACAACAUGAACGAUCUAUCUCAGACCGCCGGUAUGGACAGCUUGAAUGACCUCAAUUUAGACUUUUUGGACACAUCCGGAGGGUUGGAUGAUAACCAGGGAGGUAAUUUGGGAGCAGAUGCCCUUGGAACCGGGAAUGAUGACCUGGGACUACUUGGAAGUUUGGGUGGGUUGAAUUCUGGUACCGGAAGCAGUGGUAUGGGCAGUUCGAAUGCGGGAAACAUCAAUAAUGGAGCUGGAAAUGCUCAGAGUGCAACAAAUCCCGGAAACAGCCAAGAAGAUGACAAUUCAUUGAUGGCUCCGGACCAGAUGGAGAACUUGUUUUCUCAGUUUGACGAGCUUGUUGGUGGGGGAAAUGGUGGAGGGAUGUAA
Brettanomyces bruxellensis is the source of this 1032-nucleotide messenger RNA. RefSeq lists its product as uncharacterized. Bases 1 to 1032 code for a protein of 343 amino acids. The transcript has a single exon. NCBI's taxonomy places the organism in Eukaryota, Fungi, Ascomycota, Pichiomycetes, Pichiales, Pichiaceae. The record is from RefSeq and is a predicted model, not a curated record.